UUGUUAUAAAGUCAUUAAUUUAUUUGUAUUUAACAACAAAACUUGAAACUUAAAUUGAAAAUUAUUAAAUAAAUAACUCAUAACCUUAUAAUAACGUUUUGAAGUAAUUCAUAUUCCAUUAAUUUGUUAUGUCUUGGUCAAAUGGAUUAGUCAAGGAAAUCUUAAAACCUGAAAAUUUGAUAAUUUCAUCAGAAAUCGCAGUUGUUAUAGCAGACAAGUAUCCGAAGGCGAAGCAUCAUUAUCUAGUCUUGCCAUUAGCCGAUAUCCCCAGUAUCUUUCACUUGAACCGGAGCCAUCUACCGCUCUUGGAGGAGCUUUAUCUUUUGGCCAGAAACAUUGUGGAGGUGAAAGGAGCCUGCUGGGAAAACUUCAAGGUUGGUUUCCAUGCGGAACCCAGCAUGCAAAGGCUUCACUUGCAUGUUAUCUCCAGGGAUUUUGUAUCAUCAAGUCUGAAGACCAAGAAACAUUGGAAUUCCUUCAACACCGAGCUUUUUGUACCAUACCAAAAAUUGUGCUCACAGCUGGAAAAGGAAAAUAGCAUAACUCGACUGCAGAAAUCGGUGAAAGACGAACUGCUGACCAAGCCCUUAAUUUGUAAUCAGUGUGAAUUUUUAGCUAAAAAUUUGCCAACACUCAAGGAGCAUCUGGUGAAGCACCUCGCCGAUUCUGAUUCCAAGCGAACCACUAAAGCUUUGUAGAGAACCAGUUCCUCCCGAUAGCUGACAAUCUGGAUCCAACACUGUAGGCUAACUUUUGACAGCUAAAUGGAUGAUAAAGGAAAAAUGGAGUUCGAUGAAAAGAAAUAUUUUCGGAAUGAACUACAGCGCAAGCUAAAUGACAAGAGGAACUUCCUCAUCGAAAGUGAUCGUGCUGUGGUCAUCAAAGCUGACUUUCCGAAAUCGCAAUUUCAUUUUCGGGUGGUGGCUAAGGAGGACUUGAGAGACAUAACUCAGCUAAGUGAAGAUCAUCUUCCAUUGUUGGACCACAUGAUGGAGUUGGCUAACCAAAUUAUCGAUAAGCAGGAGCACCUGGAGUCGCGUAACUUUCGCAUUGGUUUCAAAGUCCACGCUUUUUGGAACCGCCUUAAUUUGCAUGUGAUUUCUGAUGACUUCUAUUCUAUGGCCAUGAAACGUCCACGUCACUGGAAUAGCUUUAAUACGGAACUGUUUAUGCCCUUUCAAAUCGUUCACACGAUGCUCAGUUUACAGGGCUCCAUUGAACCCAUUUCGGAAGAGAGAUACAAGGAGCUGCAAUUUCAGAAGCCGUUUCACUGCAAUCAGUGCGAUUUUGUCACUAAUCUACUACUGGACCUGAAGGCCCAUCUAUAUCACCACUGGCAUCUCAAUGAAGGCGAGCGUGAGCAGAAGAAAAAACUAGAAAAAAUAAUACAAAUGAUUGAUGAGACCAAGCUGGAUCCUGCCGCUGUAAAACCAAUAGAAUUGUCUACUCAAACUGAAGCAGUAGCUGGCAGUACCCAGAUCUCUAAUCAAAACUCAAAGAAUCCCUUGCCAAAGCCAUACCAACAGCAGGGACAGCAGCAGGCCAAUAAUGGUUAUACCGGCUAUAUGAACGGACCUCCGGUCAACAUGAUGAAUCUGCAGAAUCCGAACAAUCCUUUCCGAAAUACCCCUCCCCUCAAAAUCCAAUCGUUGAAUCCGCCGCAACCCAAUGCGUUUAAUUAUCGGCCAACUAGCUAUCAGCCACGUGGACCUAUACCACAUCAAGGACGUUGGGCUUCCCCCAUGAAUGGUCCACGCUUUCGACCCAAUCAGUUUCAGAACAACUUUAGACAUCCGGAAUAUAAUAGGAAUCGGGCACAGCAUCCAAUAAAUCAACAGGGUGCCUUACAAUACCCAAUUCAGUCAUUUGCUGGUAUAGGAGCUGGACCAAGUAAGCCCCUUGGUCUAGAAACAACACCGAGAGGGAUGCCAUCUAUUAACCAACCGAAUCCGAAUCGUAAUUAUCAGCAGAAGCCCUUUAAACAAGAACAGAAUUUAAAGAAAUCUCAGCAGCCAAAUCGAAAUCAGAAUCCGAAUCAAAAUACCGAUAAUCGAAAUACCCAGAAUCCGAAUCCGAUAAAUCGGCCGAGUAAUAAUCAACAAAAAAAACGAAGUAACAAAAAACCAGCAAACAAAAAUAAUCAACCCCCUGGUGGCAAUCUUCAAAAUCAAGUGGCUCAGACUCCACCUCCAGCUGCUAACAAUUCCAAGCCAGCUAACGCCUCCUAGAAAUGUUGAGGCAGGAUAAAUUAUUCUAUUUAAAAAUAUUAAAUAUUUAAAUGGAUUUACCAUUACCAAAUAUAUUAAAAUGGUAAAUAUUUAGGCUUUUACCAAAUUGGCAUCAUCGAUCAUUCUUUCACAGCUUUUCACAUAUUUUAUGACUGUUAAUAUCGCGGAAUUAUAUAUUCAAAUAUAUCCCAAAUUAUUUUUGUAAAAGAAAUAAGAAAAAGAUCUAGAAUAGAAAUAAAUAUAAUUAAAUAUGGAACAUGCAAUAAUCCAUAUAAAAUUGUAAUUGCAUUUUAAACUACGAAAAUUAUGUUAUAUUUUGAUUUUAUCAAACAAAUUGGACUGAAUUCAGAAGUUUAAGAAAGCCGAAUUGAUAAAUAAUAAACAAUAUCGAAAUUAUUAAAUAUUUUACAAAGGUUUAAUAAAUUAAAUAAGCAUGAAAUAAAAAUUUAGAUUCAUCUCAUGGGGUUGAAAAAUAGGUUUUUGCACACCAGA
This is a messenger RNA of Drosophila eugracilis, 2720 nucleotides long. RefSeq names its product aprataxin-like protein (gene Aptx). The record is from RefSeq and is a predicted model, not a curated record. Gene Ontology annotation, cellular component: nucleus. Gene Ontology annotation, molecular function: DNA 5'-adenosine monophosphate hydrolase activity; double-stranded RNA binding; mismatched DNA binding. Gene Ontology annotation, biological process: double-strand break repair; single strand break repair. NCBI's taxonomy places the organism in Eukaryota, Metazoa, Arthropoda, Insecta, Diptera, Drosophilidae.